Culicoides brevitarsis is the source of this 1074-nucleotide messenger RNA. Its product is annotated as lactosylceramide 4-alpha-galactosyltransferase-like. The coding region runs from base 1 to 1074 and encodes 357 amino acids. Lineage: Eukaryota; Metazoa; Arthropoda; Insecta; Diptera; Ceratopogonidae. The transcript has a single exon. Gene Ontology annotation, biological process: glycosphingolipid biosynthetic process. Gene Ontology annotation, molecular function: alpha-1,4-N-acetylgalactosaminyltransferase activity. The record is from RefSeq and is a predicted model, not a curated record.
AUGUCUCCAUUAGGUAAAUUCUUUAUCAUCUUGUGUGCGGUUUGGAUGCUUUUCGUACUUCUUCUGUACAAUUCGACGCAUUUAUCGGACAACGUGCAUUACUAUUGGAACCAAAAUUGCUUCAUAAGUCCCUCAAAUUCGGAUAUUCGGUUGUUGGAAGAGAUAGAUGAAACAUCACAACACCGUCCUUCCAUCAAUGAGAGCUCCAAACAAAUAUUUUUCUUGGAAACCUCGUGUGCGCAAGCGGAUGGCGUGAUACAUUUGACAGCGAGACAGAUUUGUGCGAUUGAAUCCGUGGCACGAUGGCAUCCGAAUCACAAAAUUUACGUGAUUUUCAUAGCGCCCGUCGGCAUUGAAAUGCGCAAACCUGAAGCUGAACUCUUGAGAAAUUUAGUAAAACAUGAAAAUAUUUACUUAAGACGAGCGAAUAUCACAAAAUUCGCCAAAAACACGCCACUUGAGCAAUUUUUCGACGCACAAGAGUAUCGAAAAUCGAAAUUUUUCAACACGCAUCUCUCGGAUAUCUUGAGAUUUCUUACUUUGUACAAGUACGGAGGCAUGUAUCUCGAUACGGAUAUCGUUUGUCUCAGGAAUUUCGAAGAGCUCGGUAUGAAUUUUGUCGCUGCCGAAGCUCCAACGUCGCUCGGGAGUUCCGUCAUCAACUUUGGGAAUGACGAAUUAGGGCGAAUUGUGGCUUUGGAAUGCCUAAAAGAGCUUCGGAGCACGUUUGACGGCUCAAUUUGGGCACACAAUGGACCUGGCGUGCUCACGAGAGUCAUUUCUCGAUUGUGUGAAACGACUUUUACGAAACUAAUGACUCCGGAGGCAUGUUCGGGCUUCAAAGUUUUAUCAGUAGAGACUUUUGCGCCUGUUUUAUGGACUUAUCACAAGUUUUAUUUCCAAACGGAGAACGCAAAAGACGUCAUGAAGGUUGUUGAGAAGGCAUAUGUGAUACACCUGUUCAAUCAUAUGAACAAAUAUAUUCCCGUUGAGAAAACAUCUGAUGUCGCUUACGCAUUAAUUGCGAAAAAACAGUGCCCUGACAUGUUUGGAUCGAGUAGCAAGACUUUUUAA